This is a messenger RNA of Parasteatoda tepidariorum (common house spider), 4952 nucleotides long. RefSeq lists its product as uncharacterized. Gene Ontology annotation, molecular function: histone binding. Gene Ontology annotation, biological process: positive regulation of transcription by RNA polymerase II; DNA damage checkpoint signaling. The record is from RefSeq and is a predicted model, not a curated record. Lineage: Eukaryota; Metazoa; Arthropoda; Arachnida; Araneae; Theridiidae. Gene Ontology annotation, cellular component: nucleus.
AAUUUUAAAAUGGCAAUACCGCUAUUUUCACAGUGUACACAAAACGUAAUAUUUGUAAACUAUGCAUGAUAAUUUGUAAGAUUUUGUGAAUAAUUCAUGAAAUGAAACUGUAUUAACUUUCUGAGGAAAGUAAUUUUUCAUAAUGAUCACCCUCUGAUUGGUAAAAGAAGACUGCGAAUGAUAUGAAAUAUUUGUUGAUCACUUUGCAAUAUAUGGAAUUAAAGUGAAAAUCAACCUGUCAUUGACAUUUUUACCGCUUGUUUGUUGUUAUAAGUUGUGCUGUCGAAACACUUGGAAUUAUUUUGACAUAAAUCCUAAACUUAAUUUGCCAAAGCCAGAACCAUGGAAGCAGGUGGAAAAGGAGAUAAUACAUUUAAUUCUGGAAAUCAAAAGGAAGAAGAUGGAAGCAAUAAAGAGGGGGAUGCCAGGCAUUCAAGUGACAGUGAUGCAAUUCAAGUGCUUCAGUGUACUGACUCAUUCUUUGUUGCCGACACUGUAGAAGAUGAUGAUUCAAUGAUGAUACCACCAACUCCUGACAUGAUUAUUCCCAGUACGCAGGAGUUUACAUUUGAGGAAGAAAAAAAUACUACAGUUCUCUCUGUUGAUGAGACUUGUACUGAAGAUCUAAGUAAGCCUGCGCAGGAAAUUAUAAACUUAGAAGAGGAGGAAGAAGAUCCAGCAAAUGACAUGACUCAAGACCUUCCUGAGCUUGAUGUAACUCAACAGCUGCUAUCCAAAAAUACAUCUGUCAAAAAAGUUGUUGAUGAUCAAGAAGAUGAUGAUUGGCAGUUAAGAUUCACUGAAACUCAAGAAACACAAGAGCUACUGAGCAUUUCUAGAAUGAGGGAAGCUAAAGAAAAAGAAUUAUCGGAUUCCUCUGCAAAAGAUUCUACUGAAAAUAAAGAUACUGAAGCCAGUCCACAAAAACAAAUUUCUCCUGACAAAAUACAUAGCAAACCUGAAUCCAUAAGUCCUUUAAAACUGCAAGGUAAUUUGUCUGGUGUAGAUCCUGAAAGCGAAGAUGAAAUUGAACCUAGUCAAUCUUGUUUAAUCGAUUACCAAACGUCAUCUACAUAUUCUGCUUUUAGAGAUGAAGUUUUACAAAGUUCUUUGAGUACUCAACGUUCUACUACAGCACCAGAAUCUCAAGCCAGUGGAAAAAUCGAUAAGCCUAGUUUAGAUAAAAGUUCUGAUAUCAUCUUAAUCUCUGAUUUACCUAAAUCCCCAGCAAAACUUAAUCUCCCAAGCCCAAAAUCUAAAAUUGAUCAAAUUAAGAACAAACCAUUACAAAUUAUUGACAUUGAUAGUGAGAAUGAAAUUAAGGAACUUAAACCUAAAACUGAUAGUGAUAUUAUGGAAAUAACUGCCUCUGGUAAAAUAGUGGAUGAACCUUUACUAACAAAAGUAGAUACUUGGGUUGUAGGUAUGAAGGAGGAAACUGCUAAAGAAGUUGUUUCUUUAGGUAGUAAAAGUUCUAAAUCUGCUUUAAUGUCAAGUUCUAAAGCAGAAAAGAGUGAACUCAUUUCUCAAAUAAGUGAUGCUAAAGAUACUGUUGAUUUAGAUAGUUCAAAUGAUAUUAGCAUCUCAGAGCUGGGUGAUCCUAAACCUAAACAUUCUACCACACCAGACCUUAAAAACACUUCAAAAGACACCACGAUUUCAGAUCUUGGUGAUCCUAAAGAUAUCACUAUGUCUGAUUUGGGUGAUCCUAAAAUCUUUGUAACACCAGACCAUAAAAACAUUUCAAAAGACACCACCAUUUCAGAUCUUGGUGAUCCUAAAGAUAUCACCAUGUCUGAUUUGGGUGAUCCUAAAGAUUCUACCUUACCAGACGAUAAGGACAGAACUUUGCACAAUUUGGAAGGCUCUAAAGACAGAACACUAUCUGAUUCUGGUGGUCAUAAACUUGAUACUGACCAUUCUAAAGAUGAAUCUGUUUCAAAUCCUGUUGAACAGGGAAAGAUAACAACAGUGCAGAAAGAUGUUUUACGUCUUAGUGCUGGGACUACACCUGAUACAAAAAAAUCGGAUCAAGAAAAAAUUACGCCUAUUAUUUCUAGUGAUAAUCAGUUUAAAAGUGUAAUCAGUGAGUUGAGUUUUGAAUGUGCAUCUGCAGUUGAAGUACCAAUAAGUACUAGUACUCCAUGUGAAGGUAAGGAUUCUGUGGUGACCACCAAGCCUCAAGAAUUAAAAGUGGUUCUGACAGGAAUUAAGCCUGUUACUCCCAAUAAAGGAUCUGAGACAAGUAAUUGUGCAUCUGACGAAAAUGGGAGAGUUGAUUAUGAUACACCCAAAGGUUUGCAAAGUAUUAAGAUGGUGGAACCUCCUCCUCAGACUUUGAAAUCAAUUUUACAUCAAACAUCAAGAUUAUCUCGCAAUAAGCAAAAAGUUCAAUUUGAAAAUGGUCAAGAAUUAAAUAAAGGUGUGAAAUUCAUAGGAUCCUUCGAUAACAAACUAUCUUUAAAAAAGAUUUUCAAUUCUGUUGGGUUGAAUUUAGACAAAAAGCAAUCUGAUCAAAUUGUGAGUCUUAAAUCUAAGGAAGAGGUUAAAAUUUCAAAAAUAUUUUCAUUUACUGUAAGAGAAAAGAAUGUUUAUUUAGAAGAAUCUCUUCAGUUUGAAUAUCCAGGUAUGCAUCUUGCAACUUCUCCUCAUUCCAGUAGUGGUAGUGGCUCCCUAACAGCAACAUCCAGUAGCAUAUCUAUUGUUGGAUCUUUGCAUUCUCACUCCUCUGCCGAUAUGGGCGACAUAGAUUCAUCGUCAACAUCUAAAUCUGCCAACUCAUCGAGAAGCCAACUAGACAGUACUGUACACAAUGCACCAUCUCAGGAAGAAAAGACGUCGACUCAAAAAUCAGAACCUAGUAGCUUCUCAACUUUUUUCGAUACGAAGAAAGAAAAGGGAGAGGAAAGUGAAUCGAAAACCGAACCUGCCAUCUCCCCCAUCACUUCAACCUCAAAAGCACAAAAGAAAACGACUGUGCGAGGUCGUAAGAGAACGGUAGCUAACUCUAGCUCAUCAUCUUCCACUGAGAAUUCAAAAAAGCGGGGUAGGUAUGCGAAAAAGGAAUCAGACGCAAGGGAGGAAGUUCCAAGCGAACUAGAAAAACAAUCUGUAACAUCAGAGGAAACUAAAGCCCCCAAGACAACUAGGGGUGGUAGAAGAAGGGCUUUGGAUAAAACCCCUGCAUCUGAGCCUGCUUUGAAAAUUGAAGUGCAAGAAAUCAGCCCUGAGCAAGAAAUUAAUGAUGGCUCUCCAGUUGGAAAUAUAAUUCCUGGUGUUCGAGUUAUGGCUCGUUGGACUGAUGGUUUCUAUUAUCCUGGAGUUGUUCAAAGUAAAGCUAAAGAAGACCGUUGGUCUGUUUGUUUUGAUGAUGGCACUGUCAAAGCUAUCAAUCACGAAAGCCUCAUCAAAGCUUCCUAUAUCCAACCUGGAACCAGCAUUCUUGUACAAAAUCCAGAGAGCUAUUUUGAUUCUGGAAUAGUGCGUGGUUUGUUCCGUGAAGGCAAUAAAGUUGGCUAUGAAAUUGAACUUGAUAAUGGAACAACUAAAAAAUAUCCCAGAAAGUCAGUUGUAUUUUCUAGUGACCAAGCCAAACUAAUAAUGAGCUCUAGACCUCCUACCACUCCUGCGACAAUGACUAUUAAUUUAGAUAAUAUUGUAGGUGGCAAAAGAAAAAGAAAAUCUCUUCAGUCGCCAGAUGAACCUCCUACAGUAAAAAAGCCCUCAAGAACUACCCGUAGAGAAGCCGCAAAAGUUGAUACACAUGUAGAUAUAUCUGCAAUUGAGUCAACAGAGACUAGUUCAACAGAAGAACCCGAGACUUCUAAAUCCAGUAAAAGGAUAACUAGAAAGAGAAAAGCGGCCGUUACUGCUGUGAAAAAGACAAAGUUAACUACACAAAGAAAAAACUCGAAGCUCUUCAAAGAUUACGCCUUUAUCUUAACAAAGACAGAACGUAAAAUUGUUCCUCCUAAAUUUUGUGAAUCAGAUUGUACAGAAGAUGAAGAAAUCAAACCAUACGACAAAGAAAAACUUGUAUCUCUUAUCUUGCCUAGAGGUGGUACCGUGCUGGAUCAGUUCGAUGAUAUAAAAAAAUGUUCGAAGCCACAUAUAUAUUUGUUAGCCAAUACCUACCUUAGAACCAUGAAAUAUAUUCAAUGUUUAGCAUCUGGUAUUGCAUGUAUCAAGCAUCAUUGGGUACAAAACUGUUGUGAUGACGGAGAAAUACUUUCAGAAAGAGAUUAUGUUCUUCCGGCAGGAAUGUCUAUAAUUUCAAAUAUAGUUGUUGAAUGGCAUGGUAAAACUGAUGUUUUGAAAGAUAAAAAGAUAUCACUAGUGUCAACCCCAGGAAAUCCAUUUGUUGAUAAUUGGACUCCAUUAUUGCUAGCUGCUAAAGUUGACGUUAUUGAAAAAUUUCUCCCUACUUCAAAAUCAGGAGCCUCUGCAAACAUUGAUCUUAUUAUCACAAACUCUGUUUGUCCGCAAGAGAUAAUCCAGGCUGCCAGAAGGAAAAAAAUCCCUGUUGCCUCUAUAGAAUGGGUGAUACAAUCUUUAAUCGCUGGUAAAUGUUUACCGUACGAUGCACAUCCAAAAUUCAAACAUGACUAUACUGAAUGAUUAUCAUAUUCAUCAUGAACAAAAAAGGAAAAAAAAUAAAAACAUUUCAAUGCUUCUUCUUUUAUUUGCAAUGUUUUCAAAUGAUCUUAAAACAUAGAAUAGGUUGUUCCAUUCAUUGAUAUGGAGUAAUAAAAUUGUACAGAUUGCAUAUCUCAAAUAUUUUUCAUCUGAGAAGUCAUAAGUGUAAUGCAUUUUUAUGAAAAAUUAGAAAAAUGCUUUUAUAUAUGUAACGCAUUUUUAUGAGUAAUAAAAAAAAAUGCGGUUAUAAGUGUAAAGCAUUUUUUUAUUAAAAAUCGAGAAAAUGUUGUCAUAAGUGUAAUGCAUUUUUAAAGAAA